This is a messenger RNA of Pieris macdunnoughi, 843 nucleotides long. The record is from the annotation of a GenBank genome assembly. NCBI's taxonomy places the organism in Eukaryota, Metazoa, Arthropoda, Insecta, Lepidoptera, Pieridae.
AUGUCUUUGAGGAACUUUUUCCUACUUGGUUUUGUGCUUUGUGGGGCAGCUUUUGCCGCAGAAAUAUCAAAGAGCGAUGACCGCCAAGGCCCUGAAGAGGAAAUGGGGGACGCGGCCGGACGCGUCGUGGGUGGGACAAACGCACCAAAUGGGGCUUUCCCAUACCACGUAUCUAUACAGCGUAUAACUCGAGAUAACUUCCCCAUCUGUGGUGGCGCCAUCAUUGCUGACAGAUGGAUUCUGACUGCAGCACAUUGCUUUGAAGGAAUAUCAGCAAAUGAGUUAAGCAUUUUGGCAGGAACUAAUCACAAAAAGUCUGGAGGUAGGAGAUACAAAAUUGACAAAAUUGUGCGACAUGAAAAAUUUACUACAAAACCGCAUGUAAAUGAUAUUGCUCUGUUGAGAACCAAAGGGAACAUUAAAUUUACAGAAAAAGUUAAAGCUAUCGAAGUAGCCACGGAAGACCCCAAACCAGGGGACAAGUGUAAAUUAUCUGGAUGGGGAUACACCACCCAAUAUAAAAACAGUAAUAUAUAUAGAUACAGUCCUAACUUAUUGCAAUGGUUGGAGGUAAAAAUUAUAUCCGAGAAAGACUGUAAAUCUACUUAUUUACAAAGCUAUGAAAAGAAUUUCCCUAUUACUGCUAACCACAUCUGUACUCUUAACAAGGACGGCGAUGGUUUUUGCCAAUGUGAUGGUGGUGGAACUUUGGAGUGCAACAACAAAUCUUCUGGUAUCAUCUCAUGGAACAUUCCGUGUGCUAAAGGACACCCUGAUGUCUACACAAGAACCAGCAAGUACAGCACCUGGAUUCAGAAGAACAUGGAGGCCAAUAAGCCCUGA